GGCGAAAAAAAUACUUGGGCUGGGGAUCGAUCCGACUAAAUACAGCACUGCAAUGUGACAGAUGGGUAAUAUAAUUCCACGCGUAUUCGUUUAAUAUAUUCUGCAGUUAUGAUUCGUGGUUAAAACGCUGUAUUUAGUGCAUAUGUGGCAUAUUAAUGCAAGAUAUAUUCUAACUAUUUGAAUUUCGCUUGGAAUUUGACACUGAUUCAGUGUCAAGCACUGCAGGCAGAAGGAACCCAUCUUCACAAAAUAAGAUAUGUAGGAGCAGCUUGGAAUAUUGUCCACUGGUGUCUGGUGAGAUGGCGGACAGUGAGAUUAGGGAGGGUUUCCUGUGUCCUAUUUGUGUGAAGGACUUGGGCACAAUAUCACAACUACAGCAACAUUUUGAAGAUGAACAUUCAACAGAGGAUAAAGCAGUGCUGCAGCAACUUAAAGGACUGUUUGGCAAGGCCAAGAGGAAAAUCCUGGCUGCAAUUGACUCUGAUGAAGAGGACACAGUGGACAGUGGUCCCAGUGGUCACCCAGGGUCCAGUACAGCUGUGUCCCAGUCUGUGGAUGCAGGGGGCAUAGAUCCCACUCUGUGGGAGCCACAGGAGAUAGGUUGUAUGAGAAGUCACACUGAUUUCUUCAAACCUAUCCGAGAUGCUAGAAUUGACCGCUAUGUGGUGGAGACAAACAAGCUUAUCAUAAGACUGGACAAACUGGUCGGACCAGAUGUACCGAGUGACCCUAGCAGGAGAAAAAUAUUUGAGAAGAAAGUUGUCCAGUGGGCACCCGACUCUCACGUCAACCUGUGUAUGACAUGUGGCAAGUCAUUUGGUAUAAUGAGACGACGCCACCACUGCCGUCUAUGUGGAGGUGUCAUGUGUGAUAAGUGCUCAGAAUUCUUGUCAUUCUCUUAUGCUAAAAAGCUCACAGAUCCUGCAUUUAAACCUGGCAAUGAUACCCCGCUGGGGAUUGGUUUCCGGCGCUCCAAUAGCACAAGUAGCCUCAAUUCCAUGAUGACCCCUGAAGGCGAACCCCACAUCAGAAUCUGCUGGGAAUGUCGUAAGCUUCUGGAAAGGAGAGCACAGCAGAUGGAACACAGGAACUCCAGGCCUGUGAUUGGUCAGUUUUAUGAGAAAAUGCGCCAGCACAUGGAGACAGCAGAACAGUUGAUUCCUGUCUACACACAGGCUGCUGAGUCCUUGAAUCUUGGCGAAGCUACUUACAAUCUUGCUGAUGCAGAGGAACAGAAAAGGAAACUUGUUAAACUCUAUGAACAGAUUGAUGCUCUGAGUAAGAGAAUAAGCUCAAUGGGAUUGAAUGACACAGAACCUCCUCCAGCAAAAAUGGUGCAAUUGCAGAAAGCUAUACGCUUCCAUGCUAGUCAAUUUAUACAGGAAAAUUUAAUGGGGCUCACUCCCCUCCCAACCCAAGAACAAUUGGUGCAGCUCCAGGCCAAACGAAAAGCCGAAAUACAACGAAAAAUAAUGCUCGAGAGACAGGCCACGAUGGAACGCCAAGAAAAAGAAAAAAGAGCCAGGGAAGAGAAGGAACGAAAGCAACAGGAAGAAAUAAAGAGACAUCAGAGAAAAUCGUCCAAUGAUGUCAUCCGAGUGAGGUCACCAUCUAGAGGUCAUCAGGUGCCGAAUAAGGGGUGGAUGCCCCCUGACCAGAGCAAGGCCAGUGCAGCUACUCCUGAUGAUGACCCCAUGGUGCAACAGAUGAACAACAUCAAACAUUACAUCAAACAGGCAAAGGAUGCUCAGAAGUGGGAUGAAGUCCACAUGCUGGAAGAAAAUUUAAAGAUGCUCCAGAGUGAAUUCUGGAGGCAGUCUGGGUUUCAAAAUUGAUUUGUUCGAAACCGCUAGCUAUUUGUAGUUGCUAUGAUCAUGGUAAAAUGUUGACUUAUUGGGGGCAUUUACAUUCAAUUUGGGUCCAAUUUGAAUUCUGGAGGCAGUCUGGGUUUCAAAAUUGAUUUGUUCGGAACCGCCAGCUAUUUGUAUUUGCUAUGAUCAUGGUAAAAUGUUGACUUAUUGGGCGAAUUUACAGUUAAUUUGGGUCCACCCUUCUUGGUCUCACACAUAUCCAUGAUUAUCCCAAGCUCACCAUAGCCAGCAAAUGUAAUCAUUCUGCAGAGAUGGCAUGCACCAAAAAGAGUCGAAACAACUUGCCUGUAAAUCCACCUAUGAAGCCCCCCCCCUUCUCCCUCAAUGUGGCCAACAUUUUGGCCAAGUGAAUGUGCUCUGGAUCAACAAUGGCAAACCCUCCUAGCCUUUUAGACUUCUCAGCCAUGUCUCAGCAAUGGAAUCCCCAGCUUACAUCAAAAGUUGUUCUGUCAGUGUUGUACUGAUGUUUUGUGUUAAUUAGAUUUGCUCACAAUUACUUGAAGAGGCUCAUUCAUGAAUUUGCUUCAUUGAUAAUAAUGGUUGUUUGUAAUUUUAAUGAUUUAUUCAGCUAACUACCAGUAUCUCAUUAUGUAUCAGUGAAAAUUGAUAUGUUAAUAUGUUUUAUUGAAGGCCACAAUAUUUAUCCAUGUCUUCUAAUGUUCACUAACAGCCCUGUUGCUGUUUUGUUGGUUUCUAUACAAUGAUGCUAAAAAUAAACAGACUUGGUUUAUUACCGGAAAAGUUUCAUAUACGUAUUUUCUCCUUACAGAAAUAAUGCUCAUAUCAGAACUGACAUAGCAACUUAUUUAAUUCCUUAUGUUCAGAUAAGAAAUGAGGUGUAUUUUUUUAAUACAAUGUUUUCCCUUGUUUUGAUAUCUUUGUUUUCAAUCCUUUAUCCGUAAUUCUAUAUGUUUCUCUUUUGUUAAAGUAUGUGACAUACUUAAACAAGGAAACAAAACUGUUGUAUGUGGUUUCAACCAGACGUGGAUCCUAUUGUGUAAGGAAACCGUCCUUAGCCCGACAUUUUAAUGUUAAAAUCAGUCAUGGAAGUACCACCUUAAUAUUGGUACAUGCUACCAAUUGACUCAAUCUUCUCUUAGCAUUUAAUUACACUGUUAAUUGCAAUAUAGUGAAAGGUGCUGUUGGAUCAUGGGCACAUAAAAUGCCAAAAAAAAAGAAAAGAAAAAUAACUUAUAAUUUCAAUUUAAAUCUGUUGUAAAAAUGUAGUUUAUUUGUGCAAGUUGGCUUCCAAAUUCAAGUUGUUAUGAUGUUAUGUCUUUCCAAUUUCAUAAAAAUUUUGGUUGCAAGUUGUAGCAAUUAUAGAAUUGUUUUGAAAAUAUAGCAUUUAAUUUUUUUGUUCUGGCCAUUUUACUGCAUAUUAAGUGAAAGUUUCAAUGGGGCAUCACUUAUAACUUAAACAGUUGCUGGUGAAAAUUUGAAAAGCAAGACCUUCAUUAGACUCUAGAUAUAAAAGAAUACAAUUUCAGGCACAGCCAUAGUAUACCUCAUAAGGAUGUCAAUUUCUUGAUGAAGAAAAUCCUGUGUCAGUUGCAGCGGUUAUCAACUGACAUUUACCUUAAGCAGUUACAUAAAGUUACAUUAUUAAUUGCCAAGCUCUGUGGUCAGUAUACAAUGCUACU
This is a messenger RNA of Lingula anatina, 3511 nucleotides long. RefSeq names its product rabenosyn-5. Lineage: Eukaryota; Metazoa; Brachiopoda; Lingulata; Lingulida; Lingulidae. Gene Ontology annotation, molecular function: metal ion binding. The record is from RefSeq and is a predicted model, not a curated record.